Sesamum indicum (sesame) is the source of this 1592-nucleotide messenger RNA. RefSeq names its product histone deacetylase 14 (gene HDA14). Lineage: Eukaryota; Viridiplantae; Streptophyta; Magnoliopsida; Lamiales; Pedaliaceae. Gene Ontology annotation, molecular function: histone deacetylase activity. The record is from RefSeq and is a predicted model, not a curated record. Gene Ontology annotation, biological process: epigenetic regulation of gene expression. Gene Ontology annotation, cellular component: histone deacetylase complex; cytoplasm.
CAGAUUUGAAAAUUAUCUUGGCUUUGGGUGGCUCUGUGUGUGGUGCUGAAUGGAGCUUCGUACCUUCUCUCCAUUUUGUGACAUGUAUUCUACCAGGUGAGGAGUCAUGUAUGCAGGUGGAAGAAGCAAUACAUAUAUGGUUUUGAUACCAAAAGCAGAUGUCUAGAGAAGAAUGUGAAACAUUUUAAGGUAUUGUCCUCACAGAAGAGAAUGGGUUCCAUAUGUUGUUUGAAUAGUCCAGAAAACAAUCCUUAUCUACCAUCUGAAAUGGAAUUACUCAGUGGCAAAGUAAUAUAUUCCGUUGCUCCAGCCAUGGGCCAUAACAAGGACUCACACCCUGAAUGUAAUUCCAGAGUUCCUGCCAUCACCAGUGCUCUUACAAAGAUGGGGUUGACUCCAGAGUUCAGGAGCUCAGAGAUUAUUGAACUUAAAGAAGUCAGACCUGCAAGAGUUGAUGAUAUAGCAAGUGUUCAUGAACGGGCUUAUGUAUCAGGACUUGAGAAGGCAAUGGAUCAGGCAUCUGAACAAGGACUUAUUUUCAUUGAUGGCUCUGGUCCAACUUAUGCUACUCCCACGACCUUCCAGGAGUCGCUACUGGCAGCUGGAGCUGGAAUUUCAUUGGUGGAUGCAGUGGUUGCAGCAUCAAAAGUCAGGGAAGAUCCUCCAGUUGGUUUUGCUUUGGUACGGCCACCAGGUCAUCAUGCUGUUCCAACUGGACCUAUGGGAUUUUGUGUUUUUGGGAAUGUGGCGAUUGCUGCUCGCUAUGCUCAACGUGCACAUGGACUGAAACGUGUGUUUAUCAUUGAUUUUGAUGUACACCAUGGAAAUGGAACGAAUGAUGCCUUCUACGAUGACCCUGAUAUAUUUUUUCUUUCCACUCACCAAGAUGGGAGCUAUCCUGGCACUGGUAAAAUAGAUCAGAUAGGUAGAGGAGAUGGUGAAGGAUCCACACUGAAUCUACCUUUACCAGGAGGAUCAGGUGAUAGAGCCAUGCGGAGCAUCUUUGAUGAAGUUAUUGUGCCGUCUGCUCAGAGGUUCAAGCCAGAUAUAAUUCUAGUUUCAGCCGGAUACGACGCCCACGUGUUGGAUCCCCUAGCAAAUCUGCAGUUCACAACAGGAACAUACUAUAUGCUAUCUUCCAACAUUCAGCAACUAGCGAGAGAUUUAUGUGGCGGUCGCUGUGUGUUCUUCUUGGAAGGAGGUUACAAUCUUAGCUCUCUCUCAUAUUCGGUUGCAGACUCAUUCCGUGCAUUUCUUGGGGAACCUAGCCUGGCUGCAGAGUUUGAUAACCCUGCAUUCUUGUACGAAGAACCAUCAAACAAGGUAAAAGAUGCUAUCCAGAAAGUCAAGCACAUUCAUUCUCUCUGAGAUUGCCUGAACUUAAAACUAAAUCCCAUGAUGUUCUAUUUUGUGGCUACACUGGAUCACCUAGUAGCUAACUGAAUGUGUUAGUAUUUGAACAUACAUGAAUACAUACUUUCAUUAAACAAGCUGUUUAUUUCUGGUGAAUAUGAGCAUCGUCUUGUCAUCCUCUUCCACUUGUAUAGUUGUACUAAUGUACGACCAUAUACAUACACGAAAACCAUUUUUUG